This is a messenger RNA of Populus trichocarpa (black cottonwood), 2540 nucleotides long. RefSeq names its product BTB/POZ domain-containing protein At1g63850. NCBI's taxonomy places the organism in Eukaryota, Viridiplantae, Streptophyta, Magnoliopsida, Malpighiales, Salicaceae. Gene Ontology annotation, molecular function: protein binding. Bases 167 to 2137 code for a protein of 656 amino acids. The transcript is spliced from 2 exons. The record is from RefSeq and is a predicted model, not a curated record.
GCUUUUAUCAUUCAUUCUCACUCCUCGCUGUUUCUGUCUCGUAUCCUUCUCCCCUUUUUAUUUUUUUAAUUCAACAUCUUAUUGAUCAGAGAAAACAGCCCCCAUUCCCUCUCCCAUUUGCCGAUGCCAUCAACUAAAAGACAACAAGCAUACACGCUUAACUCUCAUGGCCACCACCACCACCACUACUUCAACAACCAAAGCUCAACUUAUUAAAGUCCAAGCUCAGCCCAUCAAGCCCAAACGCCGUAGAUUCCGUGAAACCACCAUUUCCUCCUCUGCCUCCACCACCACAACAAAUAACUCUGAAUCCGCCUGCUACUUGACCCAAACCCGAAAACAUGACCCACCAACAAUAGCCUCUCCAGAUAACUUUUGGUUCCGUCCAGCUUCUAAACCUCUCCCAACUCCGCCUCCUCCAUCACCGCCUCCACAGAAAACCCGUUUCCCCAUUAACCAUAGUCCACAACCCGACCUGGUUUCAACCUCACCUUCAGAAUUCAAGAUCCUGUUGUCUCCAGGAAGUCAGUCACCAGUGAUGGAAUUUACAACAACAACACUACUAGCAAAUGGCCACCACCACAUUGCUUCUCCAAUUGAACACUCAUCUUUCCCUUCUAGUUUUACCAAGUUUAACUCUGCACUCACUGCCGGUUUGUUGAACCCUAUGUCACCUCCACCACCUGAUCAUAAACCCCGGUCAAGCCCGACCCUUUUUGAAAUGAUGGCUAGUGAACCCGAGAUGCAACCCAGAACCAUAACCCAGAUACCCAUUAUCGGUAAUAAUGGAAAUAUCAAUGUCAGAAACACACAGAGCAGUCAAAUGUCGGUUCAAGAUAGACAAGCUUUAAUCUUGCAACGUAUAACUAACAUUCUGGGAAACAGGAGUCCUGGUAAUCAGUUUAAUGAUUCGAGUUCUAGUGAUGUGAACUUGACAUUGAGUUCUAAAGAUGGUAUUAGUGUUUCAAUGAAUGUGCAUAGGCAGAUCUUGGUGGGUCAUAGUCGGUUUUUUGCAGUGAAGUUGUCGGAUAAGUGGGCUAAUAAGCAACAAAGGAUGUCUGCUCCUUAUGUUGUGGAGAUUGCUGAUUGUGAUGAUGUUGAGGUUUAUAUUGAGACUCUGAGGUUGAUGUAUUGUAAGGAUCUGAGAAGGAAGCUUAUGAAAGAGGAUGUGUCUAGAGUUCUUGGUAUUUUAAAGGUUUCUGCAGCAAUUGGGUUUGAUGCUGGGGUUUUAUCUUGCUUGGAGUACUUGGAGGCUGCUCCAUGGGCUGAGGAUGAAGAAGAGAAGGUGGCUUCACUUCUAUCGGAGCUUCGCCUUGAAGGGGUUGGAGUGAGUGAAGUUUUGAAGAGGGUUUCUGUUGAAGUCACCAAUGGAACUCAAGAUGGUGGCGACAAUGAAGAAGUGCUUCUCAAGCUUUUACAUGUAGUUCUGGAAGGGAAGGAUGAGAAAGCGAGGCGUGAGAUGAAAGGAUUAUUGUCGAAGAUGCUUCGUGAGAAUUCUUCUCAGAAUGACCUUCGGAAAGAGUCAUUGUACUUGGCAUGUAAUGGGUGUUUGCAAUUGCUUCAAGACCAUUUUCUCCGGGCAGCCUCAGGGGUUUUGAAUGAUGUUGGACAAAUUGCGCGGCAAGCAGAUAACUUGCAUUGGAUUUUGGAUAUUUUGAUUGAUAGACAGAUCGCUGAAGAUUUUUUGAAAACAUGGGCCUCUCAAUCUGAAUUGUCUGCUGUACAUUCUAAAAUUCCAGCUAUUCACAGGUAUGAGGUUAGUAGAGUUACAGCUAGGUUGUUUGUUGGGAUCGGAAAGGGGCAGCUGUUGGCUUCCAAAGAAGCAAGGUCUUUGCUUCUACAGACGUGGUUAGUGCCAUUUUAUGAUGAUUUUGGUUGGAUGAGGAGGGCAACAAAAGGCCUUGAUCGACAUUUGAUUGAAGAUGGUCUUAGUAACACAAUUUUAACUCUGCCACUAGCUUGGCAGCAGGAUAUUUUGCUUGCUUGGUUUGAUCGAUUUCUGAAUUCUGGUGAAGAUUGUCCUAAUAUACAAAGGGGAUUUGAAGUUUGGUGGAGGAGGGCAUUUUGGAGACGUCGUGGUGAGCAGGAAAGGACACGGCCAAUAAGAAUUACAACUGCAACCAUUGAGAACUCAUAACAAGUUAGAGCUUCCAUGAUGCAGGAUAUGAUGGUGAAGAGGUGAUGGUUUCUUACGGGCCAGUUGUGAUCAGUUUGGUCCUGACUGCAAAUCAACGAUUCUCAUUCUUCUUCCUUUCUAAACCAGGGCCAACAAAUCAUGUUGGAGUGGAAAUUGCAUAGAGGUGAAUGGCGUGUUUUGAGUCCUGAAAUAGCUAGGUUUAGUCUGGAAGAAGAUUGAAAGAAUUUGGAUGCUACUUCCACAAUUUAUUGGGAUUAAACAAUAAUAGAGAUUGCUUCUUUUGUUCAACUUGAUACUUAAUUCAGUAGUUAUCUCUCUUUAUUACUCUUACAUUGCUUGUUAUCUUGUUAGGUUAGGUGUUCUCUAAUCAUCAUAUAUAAAAUUGUUCUUUAAAUUAUGAUCA